Messenger RNA from Hirsutella rhossiliensis, 714 nucleotides. RefSeq lists its product as uncharacterized. The transcript is spliced from 2 exons. NCBI's taxonomy places the organism in Eukaryota, Fungi, Ascomycota, Sordariomycetes, Hypocreales, Ophiocordycipitaceae. Gene Ontology annotation, molecular function: S-adenosylmethionine-dependent methyltransferase activity. Bases 1 to 714 code for a protein of 237 amino acids. The record is from RefSeq and is a predicted model, not a curated record.
AUGAGCAAUUACAUGCCUAAGGGCUCCAUCUCCGCCACCACCUCGGGCAUCUUCUAUCUGGAGAAAAUCGAUUCCAUAUCUUUUGGCUCAAUUCUCCGCAGUGCCGAAGAGAGCACCUUGGGGUCAGGAACGGUCGACUUGAUUACUGCAUGUGAAUGCAUUCACUGGACCGACACGAUUGCCGCUCUCCAAGAAUUUGGCAGGCAACUCAAACCUGGUGGCACGCUUGUGCUUACACACUACGGUGUAGCACAGAUAUUGGGCAAUGACUCGGCUCAGAGGAUUUGGAAAGCCAUUUGGGGUGUACAUUCGACCAAGGCCAAGGGUGCGCUGUUUGAUCGUGCUUUUCAGCUUUGCAAUAAAGCACUAGAAGGCCUUGAGUUUCCCGAAUUGGAAUGGGAGACUGUCAAACGGAUAUACAUCAACGCGAACGGGAACCUUGAGUCCUUCAUAUUUAACGAGCGAGUCGGUGAAAGUAGGAGGGUCAAGAAUGGAGAGGAGAAGGUCUGGGAAGACGGUGACGAGCAGUGGUCCGACCAGCAAGGGAUUGAUUGGUUGAGAGGGUAUUUUGGUACAUGGAUGCCUCGAAUCCCGGAGUCCGAAAUUCAGUUUCUUUGGCAUGACAUGGAGCUUGUCCUGAAGGGAGAGAAAGUGAGAAUUGAGUUUCCGGUGGUGAUGGUUUUCGCUACAAAGACACAGCACAGCCCCUACUAA